AUGAGCGACUACGACUAUAACUACACCUACACCGAAUUCACGCACCGGGCAGUCAUGAAUCGCAUCGAAGCCGUUCGCGAACACCUGAGAGCUGCGGCACAAGCUGCCCAGCAGACUACCGAGACCGCUGCUCACAACACCACAACCGAGAACAUGGAGUUGAGCAACGAAGAAAUCCUAGGCUGCCCCCUGCCCAGCCCCUUUAAGCUCCGCACCUACACCGAAGAGCCUUGGGAUUUCAUGUUUCACCCAUACCGCCGGACUCAAUCAGUCCUCUCAACCAAGACUGAGGACUUGGCCGAGGAGGAAGACAGCAACAUAAUCCAGUGUUCUGGACGCUCCAUCCCACAAGACAAGUACCUCGCCAUCCCCGGCCGCCGCCGUCGCAAAUACGGCGGUUCCCUGACCCUGAACACCGACAUCCAACGCACCUGGACGCUGCUCUCAUCGCCUCUACCCCCACCUUCCUUUCAAUCUCUCUCACCAUCAUCUUCAUCCUCUUUAUCGUCCUUCCCAACCUUCGCAGUCACCGACCCCAAAGGCACGACCUUCUGUCCCGAGGAUUCGACCCUCUACCACAACCACUGGCGCUCCCCCUCCGGUGGGCACUUGACAGUCGAUGAGCGAUAUUCACCUGACUGGCCGCGGCCGGGACGCAGUGGGUACUGGCAGUUGCAACGCACGCUGCCGCAGAAGAAACAGCCGGGGUUGCCUACGGUCAUGGUUACCAGCCCUGAGGGGGAGGAACGGUAUCCGGAUGAUUUGAAGUAUUACUACGAUGACAAUUUCGAUGAUGCGGAAGAUGAAGAUUGCUAUUCGGACUGA
Molecule: messenger RNA, 825 nt
Organism: Pseudomassariella vexata
Lineage: Eukaryota; Fungi; Ascomycota; Sordariomycetes; Amphisphaeriales; Pseudomassariaceae
Exons: 1
Coding region: 1-825 (274 amino acids)
Source: RefSeq, a predicted model, not a curated record